UAAACAUCUGGGACAUUCCAUCUUGAGAAUUGACCGUGUCACAGCUUUCAAUCUUCCUUCUCUUCUAAUACUACAUACAUCGGGUUUACAAUGAGUCUCAAGUUCUACUACAAAACAUACUCAACAGCUGAUAUAACCGUCGCGGUCCUAGCUGAGCUGGAACAUGGAUUGUCUGAGCCUAUCGCGGAGAGAAUUGAGGUUGACCUCCAAAAGGGAAAAAGCCGCACGCCUGAGUAUCUUAAGGGUGUAAACCCUAAUGGACUUGUUCCGGCUAUAGUCCACGAUGGCGUAAGCAUUUGGGAAGCUUCUGCUAUCACUAUGUACCUCGGUGAAACCUUCGGAGUGGAGCGUCCUCCUAAUAAUAAAGAAGCGCCUGUGCUCUAUCCCCCUCCCGGCACCUCCCGUGGAAAGGCUAUGACGUGGAUUGUCUGGUCAAGCACUGAACUUGGGAAAAAAGGCAUUGCGCUUGGAGAAAGUCAGGCUUCUAAGUCAAAGGCUCAGUUGGAUAAGGCAGUAAGCGAGCUUAAUGAGAAAGUUCGCAUUCUGGAUAAUUCUCUAUAUGACCAGGAUUAUAUCCUUGGGGACUGGUACUCGAUUGUUGACACGCAUCUCUGGGCUAGUGUCAAGUGGUUGACUUAUAUGGGGUUGGACCUGGCUGCAUUCCCUGCCCUGGCGGCCUGGAAAAAGAAGAUUGAACAGAGACCGGCUAUUCAGCAGCUGCAACAGCAGUAAACUCUUAGUUGGUAAACUCGCUACUCAGGUCUACGAACAAUGGAGCCCAUGUUUAAUAUACUCCGGAUCACAGAACUCCGUGGACGAAAUUCAAUUGUCUCUUCGCUUGCAG
Fusarium verticillioides 7600 is the source of this 844-nucleotide messenger RNA. RefSeq lists its product as hypothetical. The transcript has 2 exons. Bases 91 to 732 code for a protein of 213 amino acids. The record is from RefSeq and is a predicted model, not a curated record. NCBI's taxonomy places the organism in Eukaryota, Fungi, Ascomycota, Sordariomycetes, Hypocreales, Nectriaceae.